Menidia menidia (Atlantic silverside) is the source of this 201-nucleotide messenger RNA. The record is from the annotation of a GenBank genome assembly. Lineage: Eukaryota; Metazoa; Chordata; Actinopteri; Atheriniformes; Atherinopsidae.
AUGAUCCUGAAACACGUGGGUGAUCAGAUCCAGAUUAAAUGCGCUGAGCUGGAGGAGGAGCUGAAAACUGUCACCAACAACCUGAAGUCUCUGGAGGCCCAAGCUGAGAAGUACUCCCAAAAGGAGGACAAAUAUGAGGAAGAGAUCAAGAUCCUGACGGACAAACUGAAAGAGGUAAGCAGAGAAAGAAAGGAGGGAUGA